AUGCGGCGGCAACUGUUCGUGUUCUUGCUGCAUUGGCAGUGGCUCGUGCCAAGCUGUCAAACGCUAGCAAUUAAUCAGGAAAAUUCUCUGUGGAGUCCACGAAGUCUGGGUCGCGUGUUGCAGCAUUGUUUGAGCGGCGUGCAGAAGUGGCAAUGUCUGGGCACAGAGAGUGAACGAUUGCUGGAUGCUGCCACAUUGGACAACAGCACCUGGCAUCUGAGCGAGUAUCUGAGCAUUGAGCCACAGCAGUCAGCAAAUGCUACGCAGAAUGCACGAACGAUGAAAGGAUUCGCUGGAAAACUGCUGCAGUUGGCACAAGGACGAGCGUUGCGUAUGCGUUUGCCCAGACAGAUAACCAUCUCGAAUGCCAUCGAUGAGUUUGGGGAUGUGGAUCAAGGUCGCAAGAAGAAGGACAAGGAUAAGCACAUGGCCAUGAUGGGCGGAAUGAUAAUGCUGGCUACAUUCGCACAAAUGUUCCUCGGCAAGGUGAUUCUCAUCGCUGGCUCAGCCUUCAUUAUGGCCAAAAUAGCGCUGCUCAUCUCGUUGCUGGGCAGUCUAAAAAAGGGUACGACUGGUCACAGUGGUAGCUCGGAUCAUGUGAUAGUCACUAACUCGGGCUCCAGUUCGGGCCACAGUCACGAGAGCGGCUGGCAUCGCAGCAUGCCUACCAACAGCUAUAGCCCCGCCCAGCUGGAGAUGCCCACCGAGGACGCGAGUCAUGGCCAGGAUCAGGCCUAUUAUGCCUAUGAAACGGAACAACUGAAUCGUCGUCACUUGGCUGCGGCAACAACAUCAAAUACACAAGAGGCAGCAGCCAUAUUGCCAAUGCGUGGUUUUCUCUAG
This is a messenger RNA of Drosophila albomicans, 843 nucleotides long. RefSeq lists its product as uncharacterized. The transcript has 3 exons. The record is from RefSeq and is a predicted model, not a curated record. NCBI's taxonomy places the organism in Eukaryota, Metazoa, Arthropoda, Insecta, Diptera, Drosophilidae. The coding region runs from base 1 to 843 and encodes 280 amino acids.